Messenger RNA from Heterostelium album PN500, 834 nucleotides. RefSeq lists its product as uncharacterized. The transcript has 3 exons. Gene Ontology annotation, molecular function: GTP binding; GTPase activity. Gene Ontology annotation, biological process: protein secretion; regulation of exocytosis. Bases 1 to 834 code for a protein of 277 amino acids. The record is from RefSeq and is a predicted model, not a curated record. NCBI's taxonomy places the organism in Eukaryota, Evosea, Eumycetozoa, Acytosteliales, Acytosteliaceae.
AUGAUUGAAGAUCUAACGAAUAAUCUCAAUAACUUUGACACCACUAUUCUAAAGUUAAUAACUUUAUACAAUUCACAAUUUAAAUCAAUAAAGAUAGAUUACUCUAAAGAAGUAAUAGAUAGAUCCGAUAAGUAUGAAAUCGUAUUUAAAGAUUCCGAUCUAGAACUUAUCAAAGAGAUAUUACAACAAUCUGUUGUGGUAUCGCUGAAAAAUGAAAACACUUCAACACCCACAGAAAAAUCAGUUGAAUCAUCAUCAUUAUCGACAUCAACAGUAAAUCCACCACAAAAACAGACCACAACAGCAACAAGUGGAAUGUUAUAUUAUUAUGCAGAAGAUUGUCUCGAUAGUGGUCAAGAUAUAAAAUAUGUUUCAACUCACGGGGUUGAUUUUAAAAUACGCAGUGUUGAACUCGAUGGAAAGAUAAUCAAACAGCAAAUCUGGGAAGUCGGUGGUAUGAGUAAAAUACAUUUAAGGCCAUCUUACACUAAUGGUAAUACUGGUAUACUACUCGUUUAUAAUGUAGCCGAUGGUAUAAAAGAUUGGUUAGCACUUUUAAAUAACAACAAACAUACUGGUAGUAAGAUAUUGGUUGGAAAUAAAUGUGAUCUUCAAAAGAGAGUCAUAGAUUAUGAAAGAGGUAGAGCGAUGGCUGACGAUUUGGGAAUACCGUUUAUAGAGACAUCUGCUGUUACUGGUACUGGCAUUAAAGAAGCUUUUACCUUAUUGGCAAAGUCUACAUUGAAAAGAUUUGCAGAAGAAACUAUUUCAAAACUUCCUAAAGCUCCUGCAAAUGACAAAGGUGGAUUGUUUUCAUUUUUUAAUAAAAAAUAA